Galleria mellonella (greater wax moth) is the source of this 1346-nucleotide messenger RNA. RefSeq names its product zinc-type alcohol dehydrogenase-like protein SERP1785. The coding region runs from base 201 to 1235 and encodes 344 amino acids. Gene Ontology annotation, molecular function: oxidoreductase activity; zinc ion binding. The transcript has 2 exons. NCBI's taxonomy places the organism in Eukaryota, Metazoa, Arthropoda, Insecta, Lepidoptera, Pyralidae. The record is from RefSeq and is a predicted model, not a curated record.
UCUAUAGUGAAGAUUUGACAGAUUCAAAAGUCAAAACAAAAAGACCAAAAACUAUUAUAGGUUAUAUUUUCAUUUAAUACUUUCUUUUCCAUAUUUAGUGUAAAUAUUGUAGCCUUAAUGUUAGGGGGUAUCGUUUUAGGUAGGUAGUGAUAGUGGCGUUUGUCAACCAGAUAAGUGCGUCUCAAGAAACAGCAGAAAAAAUGGCACAUAAAUUACCGUCAAAAAUGAAGGCUGUUGGUCUUUAUAAAUAUUUACCAAUCACUGAUACGAAUAGUCUUCUCGAUUUAGAACUGAGCUUGCCAGAACUGCGGAAGAGAGAUGUUUUGGUCAAGGUAAAAGCGACUGCUGUUAAUCCCAUUGACACCAAACAACGCGCCCCGAAGCCUAAUGUUGAAACAAAUCCAAGAAUUUUAGGAUGGGACGGUGCUGGGGUGAUAGUGGCGAAAGCAAUGAACGCCGCAUUAUACAACGUAGGUGAUGAAGUAUUUUUCACAGGAAACCUAGGAAGAAAUGGUUCUAAUGCAGAAUACAUAGCUCUUGAUGAAGUUCAUGUGGCACGAAAACCGACAAAUCUGACAUUCGAACAAGCCGCUGCUAUGCCGUUAACAAGUGUAACCGCUUACGAGUCCUUAUACGACCGUCUAUUGAUAUCCGACAAAGACAGAGGGAAAUCAAUCUUGAUUAUAAACAGCGCUGGUGGUGUGGGUUCCGUAGCUUCACAAUUGGCAAAACGUUUGGGACUCAAAGUUAUUGGAACUGCAUCUCGAUCAGAAACCAAAGCAUUUUUACUUGAUAAUGGGGCUGACAUAGUACUCAAUCAUACUCAAAAUUUGUUGCCGCAGUUAGAAGCUAAUGGAUAUGGUAAUGGACUAGAUUAUAUUCUAGUUAAUUAUGACCCUUAUCCAUACUGGGAUACACUAAUGAAAGCAAUCAAACCCCAAGGAAAGAUAUGUUUGAUAGUUGACAGCAGUGGUUUAGUUGACAUAAAGCCACUAAAAGAGAAAAGUAUUACUCUGGUUUCAGAACAGAUGGGCACAAGGAUCAAAUAUCAAACAGAAGAUAUAUCUCGACAUCAAGAAAUUUUACAAACAAUUUCACAGAUGCUUGAAAAAGGAGAAUUGAAAUGUACUCUUACAAAAGUCAUGAAACCAAUUAAUGCAGCAAAUUUAAGAGAAGCUCAUAGACUUUUGGAAGAACAACAUUUAAUUGGGAAACUGGUUUUGUCUGGAUUUUAAGAAAGAAAUUUUGGCUAUUGUGCUUUAUAUGAACAACAUAACACAUAAUAAUCGAAUAAUAUUCUUAUAAUGUUUAAGAAAUAUAUGAAAAUAAAUAAAACAUGAAAUAAA